AUGGCCCUCACCCGGGCGGCGGGGCGAGCAGGUGCCGCCGCGGCGCUGGCGCUGCUGUGGCUGCUGGUCUGCGCCCCGGGGGACGCCGGCUGCCGCCUCCUGAGCGUGGCCGAUCUCUUCGACCGGGUCAUCCGGCACUCGGGCAGGAUCCACAGCCUCUCCACGGCGCUCUACGCCGAGCUGGAAAAGCACUUUCCUCCCCGUGACAACGAGCUGGGGAAGCCCUUUCGGAAGUGCCACACGUCGGGGAUGCUGACCCCCAACGGCAAAGAAUACGCCCAAAAAAUCCCGAGAGAAGAACUGACUCACUUGAUACUGAAACUUUUGCAAGCCUGGAAAGAACCCCUUUCCCACUUUAACCAGCAUAUUGAGCACCAUCAAGAGCUGCCUGAUGACAGCCUUAGCAAAGCUAAGCAAAUCAGCAAUAUGGUACAUGAGCUGAAGACUGGAGUUGAGAAAGUAACAGAAAAGAUGCAGUCAAUGGGGAUCAUCAGCAAUUCUUUAAAUGGAAUGGCAUCAUCUGAAGCUGCUGGUUUAUCAAUUAGUAAUGAAGCGAACAUGAUGAGUGACUCUGACUUCAUUCACUGUUUCAGGAGAGACUCCAAUAAAGUACAAAGCUACUUAAAAAUUCUUAAGUGUAGGAUUAUGCCAGGAAAUAGUUGUUGA
Grus americana (Whooping crane) is the source of this 666-nucleotide messenger RNA. Its product is annotated as prolactin-like. Gene Ontology annotation, cellular component: extracellular region. Gene Ontology annotation, molecular function: hormone activity. The coding region runs from base 1 to 666 and encodes 221 amino acids. The record is from RefSeq and is a predicted model, not a curated record. Gene Ontology annotation, biological process: positive regulation of receptor signaling pathway via JAK-STAT; response to nutrient levels. The transcript has 5 exons. NCBI's taxonomy places the organism in Eukaryota, Metazoa, Chordata, Aves, Gruiformes, Gruidae.